AUGGUGUUUUUGUUGAAUGGUGGUCUAUCUGAUGGGAAUUUGAGAAAACAGCCUUUGGAAAACGGCUAUUCCUGGUCUUCCAGUGUUUCGGAGUUCAAGUAUAAGCCCCGGAAGGUUUCCUGCGUUCGUGAUUAUCCUCCGGGGUGUGGCCCAAAUGCCCCACCGAUUCAUUUGAGGCAAAACGAAAAUGUGGUGGCAUUGGUUGCUGAUAAGGAGAAUUUGGUGGGUGAUAAAAGAACUGAAGUUGUAGUGGACGAUUGUACUCCUGAGGUUCGGGUUGAAUUCCAGUCUCAUGAAGUGAUGAAAAGUCGAAUUCCGCCAGAAAUGGAUGAAUCAUUGGGUGGUUUGGUGGGGAAGGUGGAGGAUAUGCCCGGGAUGGUCAGAAAGGAUGAGAAAAAUUCAACAAAUAUGGAGGUUAAGGGAGUUAGGUCGCGGAAAGAUUUAGAAUGUCUUGCACCAGAAUUGGUGAAGGAGUUGCUUGAGGUGGAGGUUCAGGCCCUGAUGAAGAGAGAAGAUGCACUACAAUAUGAAACUGUGUUGGUGGCUAGUGCAAAAAAGUUGUCUCCACAGCAGUGGUCUAUUGGUGAUGACAAAUUUUGGGAGGAGAAUGUUCUGAAGAAAAAUUAUCGGGGAAGAAGGGUUUCGGUUACCGAUGAAAACCCUCCAUUUUGUGGAAGGAAUGCUCCACCCCCAAAUGAGGAAGAGCGCCAGAGGGUUGUGUUGAGAAACAAGAGUUUUGGUGGCACAGAGAGGGUUGUUGCAAAAGGCAGGUCAUUGAGGGAGACAGUGGAGGCUGUGAGGGCUACCAUAGUAGAAUCAAAAAGGAACGUUAGAGAUGGGAAUGCUCAGAAGAAUGAUUCGAGAGGAACUGUGCCUGAGCCAAGAAACAAGUCCCAGGCAGUAAUUAUAAAGGAUUCCGAGGAUGUAAGAGAUUCGUUGGGGAAGGAGAUAAUGGUUCACUCACAUGACAAAAGUCCUAAGCAAAGGCUUUUGGGUGAUCAUGUUGGUUUGGGAUGUGGAGUGGCCAGGAUGAUGGGGCAAGGUCUCACGGCUUCACCAUAUUGUCUGUGGAAGCAGAGGAAAAGGGCUUCAAAAACUAUCCCAUAUGGUGGUAUGAGCGGAAGCAAAUUAAAGAAGCAGGAUUUCAGCAGGAGAGGGAAGUCUAUAAUUGUUGUUAGGAAAAAUAAUUAUGAAGCAGAUUAUUCAAGAGGUAAUUCUUCGAAAGGGAAAUCAAUGUCUGCUGGGAAGGCAGCUUAUGGAGGCAUAGGUGCACUACCUGUCUGGGAUGAAAAAGAUACUGCUGUUUAUGAUGAUGAGCAGCAUUACAAUUCUCAGCAAUUUCAACGGCUGCACGAUUUUGAUGUACGUCGGGCCCCCUGUUAUGGUCCAAAUAGUUCAAAUCAUGGUGAUGCCCGAAACAAAGUGAUGGAAACGCUACGUUUGUUUCAAAUUACUUGUAGGAGGGUAUUACGAAAGGAAGAAGCAAAGUUGGGGCAGACCAGAAGGAUUGAUCUUGAAGCGAUAAAUGAGAUUAAGAAAAAAGGAAAAGAAUUUGACACAGGUAAAAAAAUACUGGGACCAGUUCUAGGAGUUGAGGUGGGCGACGAGUUCCAGUACAGGGUGGAGCUUGCUCUUAUCGGCGUGCAUCGCCCAUACCAGGGUGGUAUAGAUUACAUGCCAUAUGGCGGAGAGAUCAUUGCAACUAGUAUUGUUGCUUCAGGGUGUUAUGAUGAUGAUCUGGACAAUGCUGAUGUCUUGAUAUACUCUGGACAAGGAGGAAAACCAAAAGGUCGCCAUAAGCAGCCUGAAGACCAGAAACUUGUAAGAGGAAACUUGGCUUUGAAGAACAGUAUAUCGGUGAAGAAUCCUGUGCGACUGAUCCGUGGAUAUAGAGGGAUGGUUAUGACCUACUCUUAUGAUGGCCUGUACAAUGUAAAGAGGUACUGGCAGGAACCUGGACCACAUGGUAAGCUGGUUUAUAAGUUUGAGUUGACAAGAAUUCCAGGCCAACCGGAGCUUGCCUGGAAGGAAGUGAAAAAUUUAACAAAAUAUAAAAUACGGAAGGAUCUUUGUGUUGAUGAUAUAUCAGGAUGGAAAGAGCUAUUCCCUAUUUGUGCUGUGAACUCAAUAGACAAUGAGAAACCCCCACCGUUCACAUACAUGACCAGGAUGAUGUAUCCUGAUUGGUACCGCCCUAAUCCUCCCAAGGGUUGUGACUGUACCGAUAGAUGCUUGGAUCCUGAAAAAUGCUUGUGUGCAGUCAAGAAUGGGGGAGAGAUCCCAUACAACCAUGAUGGAGCUAUUGUGGAAGUGAAGCCUCUUGUCUACGAGUGUGGUCCUUCUUGCAAGUGCCCCCCUUCUUGCUGUAACAGAGUCAGCCAGCAUGGUAUCAAAAUUCAGCUUGAAAUUUUCAAAACCGAGUCAAGGGGCUGGGGUGUUAGAUCCCUAAUUUCUAUUCCUUCUGGAAGUUUUAUAUGUGAAUAUACUGGUGAGCUUCUUGAAGACAAGGAAGCUGACCAAAGAAUCGGUUAUGAUGAGUAUUUGUUUGAUAUUGGGCAUAACAAAAAUGACUGCUCUCUCAGUGAUGGAACUCAAACUCUCAAGCCCGAUGCACAAUCAAGUUUUAGCGAGGUUGAGGAGGAUGUUGGCUACACCAUCGAUGCAGCGCAGUAUGGAAAUGUGGGGAGGUUCAUCAACCACAGUUGCUCUCCUAAUCUUUAUGUUCAGGAUGUCCUUUAUGAUCACGGUGACAAGAGAAUGCCCCAUAUAAUGCUAUUUGCUGCGUAUAAUAUUCCUCCAUUACAGGAGCUGAGUUACGAUUAUAAUAUUGCGGUAUAUCAGAUUCGUGAUUCCAAUGGAAACAUCAAGAAGAAGAGAUGCUGUUGUGGUUCAACUGUAUGUACUGGAAGCAUGUAUUGACGCAUUUGUAAUUUAUGAAGUUUAGUAUUGCAAUGA
Messenger RNA from Cornus florida, 2955 nucleotides. RefSeq names its product histone-lysine N-methyltransferase, H3 lysine-9 specific SUVH6-like. Gene Ontology annotation, molecular function: histone methyltransferase activity; protein binding; zinc ion binding. The record is from RefSeq and is a predicted model, not a curated record. Gene Ontology annotation, cellular component: nucleus. Lineage: Eukaryota; Viridiplantae; Streptophyta; Magnoliopsida; Cornales; Cornaceae. The coding region runs from base 1 to 2919 and encodes 972 amino acids. The transcript has a single exon.